This is a messenger RNA of Aspergillus japonicus CBS 114.51, 2043 nucleotides long. RefSeq names its product arylsulfotransferase family protein. The coding region runs from base 1 to 2043 and encodes 680 amino acids. The record is from RefSeq and is a predicted model, not a curated record. The transcript has 4 exons. Lineage: Eukaryota; Fungi; Ascomycota; Eurotiomycetes; Eurotiales; Aspergillaceae.
AUGAUCGGCUCUAUACGCAACCCGAGCGGUUUCGCUCCGUCCUUUUUACUAUUUUCUCUGGCCAUACUAUGUACAUUUUUACCAUCGGUCUUUGCGGAGGUGGACUCGGUCUUCAAAUCGAGACCCGACCUCUACCCGCCUGUGCUCACCUUGGAACAUCGCAACCCCGACAAGCUCAGCCCGGGCUAUAUCUUCGUGGGUCCUUAUGAGGCAGCCAACUCUGGGCCGUAUAUUUAUGACGACGAAGGGAAUCUAGUAUGGAGCGGAUGGGGUAAUUCCGGCCCUGGAAACGCCCACGGCAUGCAUGUUUGCCAGUAUCAGGGCAAAGACCAUCUCUGCUUCUUCCAGGGCGUUCAGCAGAACGGUUACUGUCGCGGUCAUGGCGUGAUCAUGGACAGCAAUUAUCGCAUCGUUCGCACUGUCGUCCCCGGAGGAGGCAUGGCGUCCAGCGAUAUGCACGAGUUCAAGCCCAUCAACGACGGCAAGACGGCUUUGUUGACCGUCUACCAGCAGCGACAGUUCGAUAUGAGUUUGUGGAAUGUGAAGACGGGCAUGGGAUGGUUGAUGGAGAGUGUGUUCCAGGAAGUCGACGUCGAGACCAACGAGGUGCUAUUCGAGUGGAAAUCGCUUGACCAUGUUGAUCCCUCAGCCGCCUACACCUGGCCUAGUCACACGGACACCUCGGGCACCGGGCUGGACCCGCGCUCGCCCUGGGACUACUUCCAUAUCAACUCCAUCGAUAAGAACAGUGAGGGUGACUAUCUGAUUUCCUCGCGCCACACGUGCGCGAUCUACAAGAUCUCCGGGCAAGACGGCUCGGUCAUCUGGCAGUUGCACGGCGCCAACCCCUCCUUCAAGAACAUCAACUUCAGCUUCUCGCAGCAACACGAUGCCCGGUUUCUGAGCGAGAAUGCCACCCACACGCUGCUGUCGCUUUAUAACAACGGCUUCAAUGGCUUCAAUCGGACGCACGACUACUCCUCGGGAAUGAUUAUCCUGAUCGACCACCGCGACAACACCGCGACCCAGCUACUGGAAUAUGCACCGCCGGGCAAAACCAUGAUCAGCUCCAGCCAAGGAAACCUGCAGGUUCUGCCGAACGGGAACGCGUUCAUCGGGUGGGGCAACAACGCCUACAUCUCCGAGCAUGACGAGCAAGGGAAUCUUCUUCUGUGGGGAUACAUCGACAAGGACCGGAUCAUGAACUACCGGGCGCAAAAGUUCCAGUGGGAGGGCAAUCCCACCGACGUGCCGGCCAUGUGGACCUAUGCGAAGUCGAGCGAGACCUACGCCCCGACGACCUUCUAUGUCAGCUGGAACGGGGCGACCCGCGUGAAGUACUGGCGCUUUUACGGCGCGCAGAACGCCACCGGCCCGUUCACGUUGAUCAAGCAAGUCGCGAAGAACGGAUUCGAGACGAGCUAUACAGCGGGUGAGUUCUACCAGUGGACCUAUGCCGAAGCUGUCGAUGUGGAGGGCCAAGUGCUGGGCAAGUCUCGGAGCCUGUUCACGUUUGUCCCGUCGGCGGAGUUGCAGAACUUCUGUGCGACGGAUGCGUGCGAGAAUGCCCAGUCGUAUGGUAUGCCGAAUGAGGAGGGCGCUGGGCCUGCGAUUCCGCCGGCUGGGAUUAUCACAGUGCCGUGGGUUGAGCCCGGUCACCCGGACACUUUGUACGAUUGGGGACAGACGGGGCAGUCUGAGGGAGAGGGAACUGAAGCGGAGGCGCACAGUGCAGACAAGGCCUACAGUAAUCUAGACAAUGUAGGGUGGGUUGCCCCGGUCUUUGGGUUUGUGGUCACGGUGGCGGCUAUCUACACGAUCCUCCGGGUCUAUCGGCGACGGCAGCAGGAUCUCAGCCGGGUCAAGGAGCGAGCCUCCACGGAGCAUCUAGAUCAGAUGGAACGGGCGCCGCACUCAGCAGAAGCGGACGAGCUUCCCUGGUGGCAUUGGCGUCGAUUCGUGGGGAGACAGCUGCCGCGGUAUACGCCCCUGACCGAGGGUCAGGGCUCAGCAUGGCAGCAGGGAGGUCAUAUAGAACGGUAA